Acanthoscelides obtectus is the source of this 525-nucleotide messenger RNA. NCBI's taxonomy places the organism in Eukaryota, Metazoa, Arthropoda, Insecta, Coleoptera, Chrysomelidae. The record is from the annotation of a GenBank genome assembly.
AUGUUAAUUGAAAACAUCGUGGGAUUGAAUGACAUGGAUGAUCAUGCGGAUUUAAAAGUUAUCACCAAAAUUGAAAGAACUCGUCAAAUAGUUCUGGAAGUAUCCCCUGAUUUACGCAAGAAGCUUCUAGCACGAGGCUAUGUCUGGUUGGGUUGGAGAAAGUGUCCUAUUGUUGAUCAUCUGCGGAUAACCCAGUGCUUCAGAUGCUGUAAGUUCGGACAUAUUGCCAAGCUAUGCAAAUCGUCUACCUCUGCAUGCAUCAAAUGCUCAAGAGAUCAUAUGGCAAAUCAGUGUGAGGUCGCAUGUGACCAGAUCCAAGUAACCCCCGUAUCUCCAUUCUUAGACUACGCCUCCUGCAUGAGGUACAACACCUCACAGUUGAAUUCCCAUAGUGACAGGACAAAGCCGACAAACGAGACGCCUCGGUCAUUUUAUAUUUAUUUGAUUAACCACCAUGGCUACGACAACGGAACAAAACUAAGUCCGCAAGAAGCUGAAACAAUAGACUGGAUCAAACAUCUGUGA